Molecule: messenger RNA, 5160 nt
Organism: Drosophila serrata
Lineage: Eukaryota; Metazoa; Arthropoda; Insecta; Diptera; Drosophilidae
Gene: su(sable)
Product: suppressor of sable RNA-binding protein
Biological process (GO): negative regulation of DNA-templated transcription
Cellular component (GO): nucleus
Molecular function (GO): metal ion binding; RNA binding
Source: RefSeq, a predicted model, not a curated record
GUCACUCUUGUUGUUCACAACGCUCAUGGGACGAAGUUUUAUUAAUUUAAUGUUUUUGUAUAUUGUAUUCUGUAUUCUGUUUAUGAGCGCUACAGAAACAGAGAGAGAGAAAGGGAGAGAGAUAUACUGAGGCCAGGGGCCGCAGGCAGAGAAACAGAGAAAGAGAUAUUGGCCGAGAGGGAGAGCGAGCGAGACAGCGCGCGCACUCGCACACAUAUGUACAUAUAUAGUAUUAAAAAAUCAGAUUGCGAAUAUUCGACGACUUUUUUCAUACCUAUAUAUGUAUAUGUACCCACACAACCGCUGCGUCAUCUACGAACAUACGUAUACAUCAGAUCUAACACAUAGUCCUUGCACGAAUUGGUUAUCCUCCUGAGGUAUCUGAUAUAUAGGAGAACAGCGAAAUGUCGUUCGUUGUGGCGGAUGUGCCAGUAAUUGAUUUGGCGGAGGAUCUUGAGGAUGGCGAGAUCGAUGAUGAGGAGGAGGAGGAGGCAGAGCGGCAGCAGCAGCAACAGCAGGCGAUCAAGCCACAGCAACAAACGCUUCAGCUGGUAUCCCCAGCGGAAGAUGAUGUCCAAUAUGUGGGCGUCGUUGAAACCAAGAACAAAAUAGCUGACGAGGAUGUCAUCGUUAUGGGAUUACCACCACCGGGCUCCGAAUCCGGUGGCCAGCAACAACAAAAUAACAAUAGCGGCGGCGGCAAGUCCAAGAAACCGCGACCAUUGGAAGAUGAUCAUGCAUCUAGCAUCGAGAAUGCCAUUGCAAAUGCUUUGAAAAAGAAAGGCAUUGAACCACCAAUGCCAAGGAUGCGUUCCCUUAACCAGGACCUGGGUGAUGGCGGCCCAAUAGACGGAUUUGGAACGGGACCGGGAUCAGUUGAGGCAUCUACUGGUGGCAUCCCGCAGCCCAGUCGCAGCAGCAGGCGAAGGAAGCGUAAAAAAGAACGUGAACGAGAGCAGAAAAAGGAUAGGGACAACAGUCAGAAACGUCCACGUCGCGGUGAAGAAGACGAGGCGCCUGGUACGGCGGCCGUUGGUGACGUUAGCGACGACGACAUGGAUGAAUACGAGAUGAUGAACGUCCGCGGCGGCAGUCCACCGCCCGCUGGUGCGGUAAUGCCACCCUCUGGCCAAUCCAGUGGUGCCGGUCAGCGUUUCAGCGGUGGCGACUGGGACAUCAUGGGAGAUGGGCCAUCGGUCGGAGGUGCUGGCGGUGGCUAUGACUCACAGCAGGAUCCCUACAGUAGUUACGAUUCGUAUUCCGAAGAUGAGGCGGCACCAGGUCCCGGCGGCCUUAACAGUCAACAACGCCGGCGAAUGCGUCGUGAUAGAGAUAAGGAUCAGCGUAACAACCGAAAGCGUAGGGAUCGGGAUCGCAAUGAGGGCGGCAUGGGGGGUGCAAAGCGCAAUCGUCGAGAUUCCCCUGAUGGCGGUGGUGGCGGUGGCGGUGGCGGAAUGGACAAGAUGAGCGGUCGCAUCGAUCCGCGCAAACUGGAACUGUGCAAGUUCUAUUUAAUGGACUGCUGUGCUAAGCGGGAGAAGUGCUCCUACAUGCACAAGGAGUUCCCUUGCAAAUACUAUUACUUGGGCAUGGAUUGCUACGCCGGUGAUGAUUGCCUCUUCCACCACGGCGAGCCCCUCUCCGAGCAGUUGCGAAACGUCCUGCUAAAGCACAUGGAGACGGCUCCCAAGGAGAUCCUUGGCGACUUCAAGCGCAAGUCCAGGGACGUUGCUUUGGCCCAGAUGACGCGGCGACACGAGCAGCUAUGCGAGCAGUUCAAGAAGGAAAAUACCUGGAGCACACUGGUCAGCGGUGGAAUGGGCAGGCGUCAGGAUCAACAACAUCAGCAGCAACAGCAUCAGCAGCAACAUCAGCAGCAGCAGCAACAACAGCAGCAGCAGCAACAGCAGGCGCAAACGCAGGUAGCGGAGGUGGGCGUGUGCAUUCCGUCUCUUUUAGAUAUUGUGAUUAACCCACCUCAUCAGGAGAAAAAGCGGAAAUCCCGAUGGGAAGGAAAGACUGGAGCAAAGGCGCCUGGAGGAGCAACAGAGCCGGGCAACUCAUCACCAGCAGCCGCGGAAUCCAGCAAGUCAUCGUUGCCACCCCAUCUGGAGCUGGCUAAUCUCAGUCACGUCCUAAGUCCCGAGCACAUGGCCAAGCUGAACAAACUGGGCAUUAACAAUUUGGAGCAGAUGAUGCAGGUACCCUUUGGCCAGCUAACAGAGGUGGGUCUGACGCUGGUCGAAAUCGGUGAGAUUCAACGAAUGGCCGAAGAGGCUAAGCCCCAGACGCAACCGGAAGCAGCAGACAGCAAUCAUCCGGCAAAGGUGGCGGAAACGGAAACCAACAGCAAUUCAAACAGCAAUGGCUUCAUUAUGGUGGACUACACGCAGUAUUUGAAGGAUGCCCAUGUCGGCUUCUCGGCCAACGAUCCACUGGAUGAUGAUCGGGAUGAUGAUGAGCAGCUGGUCAUCGAUGAUGGCAACGAGUCGGCCGCCGACGAUGAGGAGCAAAAGACCAGCAGUCCCGCAAAAGCAGCGCCAGUGAGUCGCCAGGAUUCCGCAACAGACGAGGCACCCCUGCCGUCCGUGUUCGAUUUGCCCAGCUUCAUGAGCAAUAUGCUCGGCAAGGGCACGUCGUCAACACAAGUUUUGCCUGCCAGCGCAACCUCGCCCAGUCAGGAGAUGUCGCCAUCGGUUGUAACCGGCGGUGAUCCAACCGGGUUGCGACCAGUGCCCAGCGGCGGCAGCAGCAGCAACGUGUUUAGCCGGCUCUUGUUCGGCGACAAGCAACCAGAUCCGGAGGCUAGAGCGGCAUUCUACCGCGACAUCAUACGCAACCCAUUCAAGGCGCACAGCGGCGACGGGGAGUCCAGCAAUGAGAACUCGAACCAUUCGAAUUCGCGUUCCCUGACACCGACGCCAACGCCGGAGCCGGGCUCACAGUCACCCAAGCAGGAUGAUGCGGAAGCAUCGCAACAGCCUCAAACAACUUCCUCGUUUUAUACCCGCUCAUCUAUGUACGAUUUCGAUCCCAGCCAGGCAGAGAAGCCUCUGCCCCGGAAUAGCGAUGAUGAUGAUGAUAAGCAGUCACAGGAUCGGGAUGUUGACAUGAGGCUGCCCUUUGAGCCAAUCAAACAUUAUUUGCCCGCCACGGAAAUCGAUGCGGCAAUCUUUUCCCAUAUUCCGCUUCGCUGGCAACUGCUGGAGGUGGAUGUGGAGCUGCCGGACUACCGUCAGCAGCGGGCCAGUGCACGGCACAAGGAGCAGCGCGAUUUGCGAGAUCCCCGCGUUCGUCGCAUUCUCGGACUGCCCGAGUUACUAGACAUGGUCGGGGCCUUGGGCUCUUCCGCAACUUCCACCGCAAGCAGCUCUCAAUCGGGAGGUGGUGACAGCUUUGGACGAGGCAUAGCCGCCGGUAUAGCUUCGCCGGAGUCUGAGACUAGUGUACGGGAUGCCACGCCCGUUUCGCCGCCGCCUAUUCAGCUACCGCCAGUCCUGAGUAGUUUGCCACCGAUGAAUACCCCGCCGCCGUCAAUGUCUGUCCCGCCCCCGAAUGUCAAGCUGGAGAAGCCUGCAGCACGAGCCGAUCCACGCCGUGAUCCCAGGAGAGCACAUCUGCAGGCACAGGCACAGGCUCAGGCCCAGGCUCAAGCACUGGCCCAAGGCCAAACGCGUCCAACAAAUGUCUCCGGCGGUAGCAAACAAAUCUCCGAGAUCCGCAACAUAAUGCAGAGCUCACCCUGGUACAAGGAUCUUGGCAGCAACAACAAGAUCAUGGUGAACCAACAGCUUGCGUUGGUGUUCACCGAACUGAAGAAGUAUCAUCAACUGCCGGAGGAUGCGCCCAAGAUCUUCGACGUGAGCUUUAUUGUCAACAAUGCGACGCUGCAGCAGAUCUUCGCCAAGCUGUUUAUCUUUGUCGACGACAAUGGGCAGGUGGUGCAGCUGCCCGAAGAGAGCAACAAUGGCGGCGGCUCACGACCGAACGUGGGAGUUGGAUCUGGAACUGGAGUGGGUGGUGGAAACGUAAUCCUGCCUAACAUGUCGCAGCCGCCGCCGAAUCUGGCACAAAUGCUGCGCCAGCCGCCGCCGAAUGUGAUGCAGAUGCCCGGCAUGAUGAUGCAAAUGGGUAACUAUAUACCGCCUUUUAGCCAGCCGCCGCCACGUCUCCUGCCAGGUGGUGGAGGAGGAGGCGGACCACCCGUCGGAGUGCCCAAUGGCAAUCCCUUUAAUCCCUUUGCCAACAACAACAACAACAAUGGAAAUGGUGGAGGCGGAAAUGGAAAUGGAGGAGGCAUGGGCAACAUGAAUCCCAUGGGCAAUAUGGGCAUGGGGAUGCCCUUCAACAACGGCAUGCCCUUCAAGAAUUUCAACAACGGAAAUGGAAACGGAAACAACGGAGGUGGUGGCGGAAGACACUUUGCGGGCGGAAAUAAUGGUGGUGGUGGUGGUGGAAACAAGCGUAAUCACCGCGGCGGCAAUCAGCGGAAUCGCAACAACAUCUAAGGAUGCACCUCAUCACACAAAGAGAAGAAAGGAGGAGGAACACGAAAAGACUUUGUUAUGCCAAAAUGAUGAUGAUUAACCCCAAACUUCCCCCCUCCCGGCCACUGCCCACUGACCCCCAUGUUAUGCUCCAUGUUAUAAUGACCCCUUUCCCCUCCCCCUUUUCAGCCUGCCCCAGAGUGUUCGCUUCCAUAUUUCUAUCCUCACUCCACUCCCCCAACCCACACAGAAGAAAUCCGGGCUUCGUCGACUGCUUUGUAUAUUGUAUUCCUUAUUCCUAUACAUUAUAACGCUGUCGGUAUAUUAUUUUUUUUGCUAGGUAUAAGUGAGGAACUCGGGAGAUAUAAGCCCUACUUACCAACUACGUACUGAUAAAGUGUAGUCUUAACUAACGAAACAGAUAAGAGAAAAGUUUAGAAAAUCCGCAUAGAUACAGAAAAGAAGGAAAGAGAGAGGGAUAAAACGUAAAAUGUCGAAGUGCGACAAUUUUUACGAUAUUUCUUUUUAUUUAAUUUUUUUUUUAACUGUAGGUUAAACAGUUUUAUUUGUAACACCUUUGUACACACUUGAUAAUCUAGACAUACAAGAACUACAAAUAAAUGACAUGUUGUAAUAGUAAUUCGAUUCGAAAUGUAGGAUUAGAGCAUAAAAC